CUUUCUGAAUAGGAAUGGAGAAGAGGGGCUAAGCAAGAAUGAUUCUGUCUCCUGGCCGUUGAUAGUUUCCAGAGAGGAAAUAACGUAGUAUAACAUGUAGCUUAUGUUUGAAUCAGCUUUUUAAAAAAUACUGGAAUUUUAUUUAUUUAUUUUUGGUAGACACAAGGUUUCCCCAUGUUGUCCAGGCUGGUCUCGGACACCUGAAUCAAGCAAUCUGCCCGCCCCGCCGGGUGUGGCGCAUGAGGGCGCGGGCCGCCCAAGGACGGGGAGUGGGGCCGCGAGUGCUGUGCCCCGCGCGCCCGAGCGGCUCCUCCUCCCGGCCUGCUCCCUGGGCGGAGCCGGGGCAGUGCUGCUCUGGGCUGGCCAAAGGGGUGAGGCUGCGAUCCCGCAGGGCAGCGACGCGACUCUGGUGUGGGCUGUCUUCUUCCCCCGGAGCUGGGCGUGCGCGGCCGCCAUGAACUGGGAGCUGCUGCUCUGGCUGCUGGUGCUGUGCGCGCUGCUCCUGCUCGUGGUGCAGCUGCUGCGCUUCCUGAGGGCUGACGGCGACCUGACGCUACUAUGGGCCGAGUGGCAGGGACGACGCCCAGAAUGGGAGCUGACUGAUAUGGUGGUGUGGGUGACUGGAGCCUCGAGUGGAAUUGGUGAGGAGCUGGCUUACCAGUUGUCUAAACUAGGAGUUUCUCUUGUGCUGUCAGCCAGAAGAGUGCAUGAGCUGGAAAGGGUGAAAAGAAGAUGCCUGGAGAAUGGCAAUUUAAAAGAAAAAGAUAUACUUGUUUUGCCCCUUGACCUGACCGACACUGGUUCCCAUGAAGCGGCUACCAAAGCUGUUCUCCAGGAGUUUGGUAGAAUCGACAUUCUGGUCAACAAUGGUGGAAUGUCCCAGCGUUCUUUGUGCGUGGAUACCAGCUUGGAUGUCUACAGAAAGCUAAUAGAGCUUAACUACUUAGGGACGGUGUCCUUGACAAAAUGUGUUCUGCCUCACAUGAUCGAGAGGAAGCAAGGAAAGAUUGUUACUGUGAAUAGCAUCCUGGGUAUCGUAUCUGUACCUCUUUCCAUUGGAUACUGUGCUAGCAAGCAUGCUCUCCGGGGUUUUUUUAAUGGCCUUCGAACAGAACUUGCCACAUACCCAGGUAUAAUAGUUUCUAACAUUUGCCCAGGACCUGUGCAAUCAAAUAUUGUGGAGAAUUCCCUAGCUGGAGAAGUCACAAAGACCAUAGGCAAUAAUGGAGACCAGUCCCACAAGAUGACAACCAGUCGUUGUGUGCGGCUGAUGUUAAUCAGCAUGGCCAAUGAUUUGAAAGAAGUUUGGAUCUCAGAACAACCUUUCUUGUUAGUAACAUAUUUGUGGCAAUACAUGCCAACCUGGGCCUGGUGGAUAACCAGCAAGAUGGGGAAGAAAAGGAUUGAGAACUUUAAGAGUGGUGUGGAUGCAGACUCUUCUUAUUUUAAAAUCUUUAAGACAAAACAUGACUGAAAAGAGCACCUGUACUUUUCAAGCCACUAGAGGGAGAAAUGGAAAACAUGAAAACAGCAAUCUUUUUAUGCUUCUGAAUAAUCAGACUAAUUUGUGAUUUUACUUUUUAAUAGAUAUGACUUUGCUUCCAACAUGGAAUGAAAUAAAAAAUGAAUAAUAAAAGAUUGCCAUGAAUCUUGCAAAAAA
Messenger RNA from Symphalangus syndactylus (siamang), 1660 nucleotides. It is a transcript of the gene DHRS7, whose product is annotated as dehydrogenase/reductase 7. Gene Ontology annotation, molecular function: oxidoreductase activity. The record is from RefSeq and is a predicted model, not a curated record. Lineage: Eukaryota; Metazoa; Chordata; Mammalia; Primates; Hylobatidae.